GGUGGAAGAGGCGGUCUAGAGUCUGGACUCGGGUCCGACCCUGUGGCGUAUUUGUUCAACUUUGUCCGCUGUCGUAAUCACAACUAUUGGCGCCGUUUUAAAACUUUUCGCUGUGGACUUUGGUGACAGGAGGCGCCUGAGCCCGAACAAGAAUUGCCUCCACAACUUUUUCCACCUGAGGACACGGUCUUUGGGAAAGUAAAAUGGCAGACAGCGAGGAGCCGCAGGUUUCUUCCACCUCUCUGUUCGACGAGGAACACGAGUUCCCCGAGCCCGACCCACGUUCGGAUCUUCUCCAGCCCAAAUCGGACCUGUUCCAAAUGGAUGACAUCGUGGACUUGGUCGGCGGGGCUCAGGACGCCCUGGAGAGGCACAUAGCUGAGGACAGCGCGCCUCACGAGGUCCCCGACCCACCGGAGCCACAAGACCGGAAUCUGGACUCUAUUCCGGUGCCUAUCCAGAAGCCCGGGGUUGCGGGGUUGGAUCCGGACUCCAGCAGCGCACUUUUUGCUGCCCCCUGUGUGGCUCCUAAAGCCGAGGAGGAGAGUUCGCAGAUCUCGGCGGAGCCGCAGAGUGCGCCUGCCCGGGAGACAGACGCCCUCCCCCCGGCUCAGCCCCGCACCGCCGCCGCCGCUCAGCAGCCCGCCGGACCGCCGCCUCCUCCAACGUCGUGUCUCUUCCAGUGCUGCAAAAUGAAACUAAACGACAGAGAUGCACCUUUUUCUUCUCAAGCUCUUCCUCAGCCUCUGAUGCAAUUCCCUACAGCACUUGGGCAGAAGGGUGAUUCCCCUGCUCCCAUCUCUCCCCUAUCCCCCCUUCACUCCCCUGACUCUCUGGAAGAGCUCUCUCUGACAGAAAGUCCCAACCAGGCCCCCACAUCAGGAUCUGCUGCACCCUUUGGCACCGAACCACCUGCUGCUCAUUCCAAGACCAUGCCUUGGGAGGGUACAGAGGGUGACUCUGGAUCAGGUUGCAGUGAACAUACUGAAGACCUUCUAGAUCCCUUAGCUGGUCCUUAUCUGAGUUUAGGGAAAAACACAGGGCCUCAUAAUCCAUGUGAAGACAGCGGAGUUUCUGUUUCACCUGAGGAGAAGCUGAUUAGCUCAAACAAGUCCUCCACUGGUCCAUCUCCUGUCACCCCCCAGAUGAUGAUGGCCAAUGAGUCUGACCUCGCCUCCUCAAAACCAACAGAGCAGUGGGAUUCACCAUUCCUAUCAUCUCAAGACAACUCCAAGGCCUCCAUGGAAACCUUCUCCAAGGACCCAACUCCCAUUAGUUCUGCAUAUGAACCAGAUCUACAUGGAAAACAAGCUGAUGAAGGUGGUGACUUGAUGUAUGAGACAAAGAAGAGUAAUCCAUUUGAGGACUUUUCCCCAGUGGCGGAUAGUGGCUACUCCCAUUUUGGAGACUUCAAGUCCGACGGGAUGUCCGCUAAAAUGUCUGAGAGUCCCAAUCCAGACCUGGUUCAGUACGGGCAAGACAAUCCACUGUCUUUCUUAGAUGAGAGUAAAACAUUUGAGUCUGCCAAGUUGGCCACUGACUCACUUGUGCAGUCUGGCAAUCAGUUUUUAUUUGGUCUUAAAGAUGAUGAAGAACAAGAAGAAGAGGCUUCUGCUCGCCCAUCAUCUCUUCCAGACAUUUUAAAGUCCUCUCCCCUCAACCCUGAAAAGAUGGAUUCUGGAUCCUCUGAGGGGAGCCUAGAUGAGCAGAGUCCCAUUCUUGAACGGCAGAUGAUGGAAUCCCCUAAUCCACCAAUCAACUUGUCAGCUAAUAACCCCUUUGCUUUUGAUGCUCAAGUGUCCCUGUUAAAGGAGAUGGCUGAAGAGAUGGAGGUGAGAGCAGCUGAGGAAUCAAAGACUGAACCUGACAGUUCCGCUGACACUUUUGAUCUUGUCAAAGAGGUAAAGGAAACCAGUCCAAGUAAGAUUGAAAGUGAGGAACCUGUCCAGAUUGAGCAGCAAGAUUGGUUUUCAAGCCAUGAUUCUCCAAAAAUGGUCAAAACGUUUGAGCCACUUGAUUUCCAGAACAGAAAGACUCCUGUUGAGGACUCAGAUUCUGAGUCACCAACUGCUGACUCUCUGUCUCCAGUACUGGAAGCCAUGGCCAAGAACCCUGCCAGCUUCCAAGUGGAACCUGAGAAGAGGGAUCUGAAAAUGGAGGUGGAAGAGGCUGAAGUGGCUGAGGAGGUCUCUGAGCCUGAAGUCUCCUCUGAGGAGUUUGAGUUUAUUGAGCGACCUCCCAAAGGUGUUAUCGAUGAGUUUCUCGAAGCUUUGGAUACAUCCAGGUUUUCUUCUUCCAAGGUCCUGGAGAUUCCUAUGGAUGAAGAUCUAAACUUUGGCCAGAAGGAUGUGGCUGUUGCUCAGACAAAGGUAGACCCACCCUCGCUGAUUGAAGAAGAGGCUCCAAGCCAGAGUUCCUACCACAUCCUUCCCCAGGCCUCUCCUCAGAAGGGUAAGGCAGAACUGGAGCAGCUUGAAAUUCAGCAGCCCCCACCUCAAGUUGCAGUGAUCCAUUCCCCUGUCUGCAAAGCAGAGGAGGCCAUGAAGAAGAAUGUAGAAGGCAGCAAACUGUUUAAGAUGACAAACCUGAAGACAAAAGCAGUGGUGGAUCUCCUGUACUGGCGUGAUGUGAAGACGACAGGCGUGGUGUUUGGCGCCUCCUUGCUGCUGCUCCUCUCGCUGACGGUGUGCAGCAUUGUGAGCGUGUGCUCCUACAUCGGCCUGGCUCUGCUGUCUGUCACCAUCUGCUUCAGGAUAUACAAAGGCAUCUUGCAGGCCAUCCAGAAGUCCGAUGAGGGCCACCCAUUCAAACAGUACCUGGACCAGGAGGUGGCGCUGUCAGAGGACAUGGUCCAUAAGUACAGUGACAAGAUUCUGGAGAAACUAAACAAGACUAUCAGUGAACUGAGGCACCUGUUCCUGGUGGAGGAUCUGGUGGACUCCAUCAAGUUUGCAGUGUUGAUGUGGAUCCUGACCUACGUUGGUGCCUUGUUCAACGGGCUCACGCUUCUUAUUCUAGGUUUGAUUGGAGUGUUUAGCUGCCCGAUAAUCUACGAGAAACACCAGGCUCAGAUCGACCACUACCUGAACCUGGUCAACAAUCAGAUCAAAGACAUCGUUGGAAAGAUCCAGGCCAAGGUGCCCGGCAUGAAACGUAAAACGGAGUGAAGCGGCAAGGAGUUGGCAGACAUGUUGAGGAAGGCGGAGCCAGUGAGGGAGGGAGGGGGUAGAUAUGAAGGAUGGGAGGGGGACUGUGGCGUUGAUGCAGACCUUUAUAAAUGGAUGUUUUUUGGUUUUUUCCCUCCUCCGCCCCUUUUUUUUUAUUUCCCUCUGUUCUGGAUUUGUUUUGUCUUCUGGACCAGUGGGACACAUUUUGAGUUCUGGGGAGGCGGAGCAGCACGCUGCUGUGCUCCACUCAACCGCAAAUUUUAAUUCUUUUUAUUAAGUUGUUUUUUUUUUGAGACUCGAAACAGAAUUGCUCAAGAAGAAAUUGGCCCCUCCCACUGCUCCUGCAGUGCAUUGUGGGAGGUCCCUGUGGGUCAUUUUAAAACAAUUUGCAGUUGAGAUGAACAGAUGUUUCUUCUUCGUUGGUGUUUUUGUGACAUCGCCUGUAUUAUUAUUUUUCUUAAGAAUUUAAAAGUAUUUAGUGAUUUUAAAGUUUUUCACCGUGUUGACUCCCACGAGCUUUGAGUUUGUUUCUUCAGCAGUUUAUUGAAAAAUGAAUUGAUGGAUAACAUCAUUGAUGGGGGGGGGACAUUUAAGAACUUCAUUGCUUCUGAGUAAUUGUAGCAACCAUCAUCUAGAAAAUCCUUUUUGCCAGAUGAAUAAAAACCACCAUUGACUGCAGUUGUUAGUUCUGUGUCAUUGCAGCUGUCUUGUAACGAAAAAAAAAACCUCUGGAACAUGUUUACAUUCAUCCAUGUGAUAAUAUCAUUAAAAAAAAAAAAAACGUAAAUAAACUAAACGUUGUCUGUGGAGGCUGAUAUCUUAAAGUCACAGCCUGACGUGACUUCAAGAGUUCAAACCUUUGUUAUACGAGUAAUCAUUGUGAAUGAUAAACUUCAUAUUGUGACAAUUAAAGCUUCCUGCUCAGAGCCGUGUUUGUGGAAUGCAUUGUGAGAUGUAAACAGUUAUCAAUAAAGCUUCUAGACCAA
This is a messenger RNA of Thalassophryne amazonica, 4153 nucleotides long. RefSeq names its product reticulon-4-like. Gene Ontology annotation, cellular component: postsynaptic density; neuron projection. NCBI's taxonomy places the organism in Eukaryota, Metazoa, Chordata, Actinopteri, Batrachoidiformes, Batrachoididae. Gene Ontology annotation, biological process: neuron differentiation; brain development; endoplasmic reticulum tubular network formation. The coding region runs from base 204 to 3167 and encodes 987 amino acids. The transcript has 10 exons. The record is from RefSeq and is a predicted model, not a curated record.